Serpula lacrymans var. lacrymans S7.9 is the source of this 991-nucleotide messenger RNA. RefSeq lists its product as uncharacterized. The record is from RefSeq and is a predicted model, not a curated record. Gene Ontology annotation, biological process: sulfate assimilation. The coding region runs from base 280 to 879 and encodes 199 amino acids. Gene Ontology annotation, molecular function: ATP binding; adenylylsulfate kinase activity. NCBI's taxonomy places the organism in Eukaryota, Fungi, Basidiomycota, Agaricomycetes, Boletales, Serpulaceae. The transcript is spliced from 5 exons.
AUACCGUUUGUACUAUUCCCAGUCAUCAUGAUUUCGACGAAAUUGCGACAUUUCUUUGGUGUACAGUCAUCGAUCACGGUCGUUCAUAAUUAAAAUGGCCCUCGUUUCGAAAAUAGUAAACGUUUGCACUCCCAGAACAAUACAUCCAGCCCAAUAUCGCCGUGUAUAGAGCAGGUGCGAGUGAUUUUGAAACUUAGCUCUUAUCACUGGAAGCAAAAUUGAUAAGAUCAUUGGAUCGACGGUAUACGUACACAUCCAGGUCGAUAAAUAACGGUACUCAUGGCCACGAACAUUACAUUCCAUGCUGGUUCUGUUGAUUCAGCAUCACGGACUGAGUCGCUCGGACAAAAGGGGGUGACAAUAUGGUUAACUGGCCUCAGUGCCAGUGGAAAGUCCACUAUUGCGUGUGCCCUCGAGCAACAUCUCCUACAUCUCCACAAAUUCACCUAUCGUCUCGAUGGCGAUAAUAUACGCUUUGGGCUGAAUAAAGAUCUUGGAUUCGACGAGGCAUCACGGACGGAGAACAUCAGGCGGAUCGGAGAGGUUUCGAAACUGUUUGCAGAUUCUGCUUGUAUUGCUGUCACCGCAUUCAUUUCCCCAUAUCGAGCAGAUCGUCGGCUGGCCCGUGAACUCCACGAUAAAGCAGGUCUCAGUUUCAUCGAAGUAUUCGUCGAUGCUCCUCUGAGCGUUGUUGAACAACGUGAUCCAAAAGGGCUGUACAAGAAGGCGCGAGCUGGAGAGAUAAAAGAAUUCACUGGUAUUUCUGCACCGUAUGAAGCGCCCGAGAAUGCUGAAAUACACAUCAAGACCGACGAAUGCGAUGUUGCAGAGGCUGUCCGAAUUAUCGUUGAAUACCUUGUGAAACAUCAGUUUGUUUGAUGCAGAUAGUGCUUAAGUAGCUUUUCACUGCCGCACAAAUCUGGUUGAUCAGAUUGCAUGGAAUGAAGGAAUGUAUUUAUGCAGUAAUAUACCAAUAGAUGCACAUUAUGGU